Neoarius graeffei (lesser salmon catfish) is the source of this 1261-nucleotide messenger RNA. RefSeq lists its product as uncharacterized. The record is from RefSeq and is a predicted model, not a curated record. Bases 21 to 692 code for a protein of 223 amino acids. The transcript is spliced from 9 exons. Lineage: Eukaryota; Metazoa; Chordata; Actinopteri; Siluriformes; Ariidae.
AACAGAAGUGUUUGCAAUUGAUGGAGUCCUCAAGUGUUGAGACAGAGGAUGAUGUGAACACUUUUGCAAUAAGGCAGCGUAAGCGCCCAAGGAGGUUUGUCUCCGAAUCCUCUGAUGAUGGUAAGCUCUCUUCACUAAUGACAACAUUAGUUACUCAAUUCAGUGUUCAUUUUCAAGUCAUUUACAAGAAAUUUACAUUGCACAUUGUAUGGUCUUUCCUUCCAGAUGAUUGUGCUCCAGUGGUAGCAGCAACCAAGAAGCAACCCAAGACUCUGACUGUGCCUGGAAGCCCUGUGUGUCAGCAGGACCCAAUGCCACUACCACCACAAUGGUCAACACCAGCCGGGACUGGAGCCAGUCCUCACCACCCUAGCCCAAGUCCUGUUGACCCUGUUCAAGCCAGCAGCUGGGCACUACACCCAAUUCAGUCAGCCAGGCACCUCCAAGAAUCACUGGAAACCUCUUUUGACUCUGUUCAAGCCAGCAGCCGGGCGCUUCAUGACGGACAGGGUGUCUCAGCUAUCACAGCCAUGUUUGAGAGAAUCACAGAGGCCCACAUGAGUUGCUUGAUGCGGAGGCUCGAGGCUAGGUUUGACAGGACCGAGGCUAGGUUUGACAAGAUCAAGUCAUUGGUGGAGACCAACGCCCCGACACACGCCUCAACUCCAGCAAGAAGAUGUGGUGUUGGCUAAACCAUGCAGCAUGGUGAUGGAGCUGCUGGAGUUGGAUAGGAGUCUGGAACAACCAGACAAGAGGAACAAGAUGCAACAUUUUCUUGAAACUGUCGGAGGGGCAGGUUUAGGGGCAGCCAUUCACCGUAUGCUACGCCGAGCGGCAAAUAAUGAGGUACUCGCCCAGUACAGCUUGCGGGGCAGACGGGCCAAAAUGUCCUUUGAUGUCCAUUCUGUGCAAGAUUAUAAAGGCUGCAUGCGUCAAUUUCCUGGCCAUACGGAAGCUGAAGUGGAGGAAUGCCUUGGGCAGACUCUAAAAUUUGCACCACACAGACGGUCAGCAGCAACGGGUGAACAGUGAUUUUUAUUCUUUUUUUUUGUGAAGUGAUUUUUUUUUUUUAUUCUAUUUUGUUUGUUAUUGAAUGCACAGUUACACUUUAAAAAACUGUUAUUUCUAUUUUAUUCUGUUUUGAAUGUGUUUUAUUGAAUGCACCGUUUCAGAAACUUUUCUAUUUUAUUCUGUUUUGUAUAUAUGAUUGUUUUAUUGAAUGCACUGUUACACUUUCAGAAACUAUUUUAUUUUUUAUUUU